AUGGCAAUAGAAGAAGAAAGAUUCCGCUAUAUCCGAAAUAAUAAAAAAAAACUCAGAGUUGAUCUUUCUGCUGGAUUAAUGGAUGUUGUUCUUAGAGGUGAUUUUGAUUGUUCAAUGGUAGAAAAAACUAUUAUAGUACCUUCAUCACACGCUGGGGGACCCCGAUAUAGGGCACAAAAUUAUCAAGAUGCCAUGGCAAUUUGUAGGUGGGCUGGAUAUCUGGAUUUUUUCCUUACUUUCACUUGCAACCCAAAGUGGCCAGAAAUAAAUGAAAUGCUCCGCUUAAGUAACCAAGAGGGCGAUGAUAGUCGAGUUGACAUCAUAUGCAGAGUUUUUCAAAUAAAAUUGUUCCAGCUAAUGCAAGAUUUGAAAAAGCAACAACCCUUUGGGAAAAUAAUCGCCUGUCUAUAUACAAUUGAAUUUCAGAAAAGAGGACUGCCUCACGCACAUAUACUGCUCUUCCUGCAUCCCAUAUUAAAGAGUCCCUCCAUAGACCAUAUUGAUAAAUUAAUAGCAGCAGAAAUACCUGAUCUGGAGAUUGAUCCUGAUGGUUAUAAUGCCGUCAAGAACUUCAUGAUGCACAGACCCUGUGGAGAACUCAAUCGCCAUUGCCCAUGUAUGAAGCAAGGAAAGUGUACCAAGCAUUUUCCAAAAAAAUUCAACGAUCGAACAACUUUUGAUGCAGAUGGAUUUCCAAUUUAUAAGAGAAGGAACACAGAUACUCAGGUCAAUAGAAAUGGUGUCUUAUUAGACAACAGAUAUGUCGUACCUUACAAUAGGAAUUUGAUCGUCAAAUUUGAUGCACAUAUAAAUGUUGAGCUAUGCAAUUACUCAAGGUCGGUGAAGUACCUGUUCAAAUAUGUCAAUAAAGGAUCCGAUAGAGCAACGACAACUGUAGAAUGUACAGAUACCGAUGUAGAAAUUAAUGAGAUUAAAAGAUAUCUAGACUGCAGAUACAUAUCAGCUACAGAAGCUUGCUGGAGGAUCUUUAAAUUUGGCAUACAUCAUAGAGAGCCAGCAGUUGAGCGAUUGCCAUUUCAUUUAGAGGGACAAAAUUCAAAAAUAUUCGAAGAAGAAAGGCGAGUAGAAAGUGUUCUUAGUACACCAGACAUUGAAGUAACAAAAUUCACGGAAUGGUUUGAGGCAAACAAAAAAUACACUGAGGCACGAGAGCUCACAUAUUCUGAUUUUCCUACACAUUUUGUCUGGAAUUCAAGAGACAAAACUUGGACCAAAAGGAGAAAUGGCAAUGUAGUUGGUAGAAUUUACUUUGCACAUCCUACAAGUGGAGAACGUUUUUACAUGAGAAUGCUGCUUAAUUUUGUCAAAGGAUGCACUUCAUUUGAAAGCAUUAGAAGAAUAAAUGGAGUAACGCAUGACAAUUAUAAAGAUUCAUGCUACACUUUAGGAUUACUAAAAGAUGAUAAAGAGUGGAAUGAUUGCUUGGCUGAGGCUGCACUUUGGGCAAUAGAAAACGAGUUGAGAAAUCUCUUUGUGAUGAUAUUUAUUCACUGUCAGGAGCUAGAGUAUGACAAAGAUGCUCUAAAGAUAGUGCAUGACCAAUCAUUCGCUCCGUUAAAUGCUUGCCAAAAGUCAGCGUAUGAAGCAAUAAUAAAUUCAGUUGAGAAGGAAGAAGGCCGUUCAUUUUUUAUAAGUGGACAUGGUGGUACUAGGAAGACAUUUCUAUGGAAUACAAUAAUAGCCAAGAUAAGAUCAUACUCAAGAAUAUUUCUCCCUGUUGCUUCUGGAAUAGCUGCUUUGUUAUUACCAAAUGGUAGGAUAGCUCAUUCACGGUUUCAUAUUCCUUUGGAUGUUAGCUCAGAGUCAACUUGUGAAAUAAAACAAGGCAGUCAAUUAGCUGAACUUCUCUUGAAAACUUCCUUGAUCAUUUGGGAUGAAGCGCCAAUGGAAAAUAAAUUUUGUUUUGAAGCCUUAGACAAAACCUUGAGAGAUAUCCUCCGAGUGAGGUAUGAAAAUAGUUCUGACAAACCAUUUGGAGGCCUUACAAUUGUAUUUGGUGGUGAUUUCCGUCAAAUACUACCAGUAAUUCCAAAGGGUACACGAGCUGAUAUUGUUGAUGCGUCACUAAACUCCUCUUACUUGUGGCCAUUUUUCACAAUUUAUGAGUUGAAGCAAAAUAUGCGUCUCUAUAGUGGAAGAGUAAGUGAUUCUGAGGCUGCUAAAAUAUCGACUUUCGACAAAUGGUUGCUACAAAUUGGAGAUGGCUCAUUUUACGAUGAUAUUAAUAAGGAGCUUAUUAAAUUACCUCCUUAUGUAUGUAUCAAACCAUCCAACGAUCCAAUCGGAUCAAUUGUCGAGGCAGUUUACCCAUCCCUAUUACAGAAGUACAAUGACCCAACAUAUUUGUAA
Nicotiana tabacum (common tobacco) is the source of this 2370-nucleotide messenger RNA. The record is from RefSeq and is a predicted model, not a curated record. NCBI's taxonomy places the organism in Eukaryota, Viridiplantae, Streptophyta, Magnoliopsida, Solanales, Solanaceae.